Messenger RNA from Dendroctonus ponderosae (mountain pine beetle), 1632 nucleotides. It is a transcript of the gene scf, whose product is annotated as calumenin. NCBI's taxonomy places the organism in Eukaryota, Metazoa, Arthropoda, Insecta, Coleoptera, Curculionidae. Gene Ontology annotation, molecular function: calcium ion binding. The record is from RefSeq and is a predicted model, not a curated record. The transcript is spliced from 4 exons. Gene Ontology annotation, cellular component: endoplasmic reticulum. Bases 219 to 1175 code for a protein of 318 amino acids.
GAAAUUUUAGGUUAUUUUGCUGUCAAUGUACUCUCAAUUCCUGCAAUGAGAUCGUUUAAGAUUACACACAUGAUUUAAUAACGUUUGAACUUCCUCUGGAUUUGAUUGCUUUAGCAUACGCAGAGCCAACCAAUUAGAUGCAGCCACGAGUCGCUGUUUAAGACCUGCCCUAGUCGGGAUCAUUUUUCAGUCGUUCUCUAGCCAGUUCUCUAUUUAAAAUGCUAAAAAUUUGUGUUUUUUUCGCCGGUUUGCUGUUAAUCGGUGCUCUGCCUAAGGAAGAGGUUCACAAGGAUAGAGUGAUCGACAGGGAGUUGAGCGACAAGGAGCAUUUUGAGAAUGAGCAGCAUAAUCUCCAGUAUGAUCAUGAGGCGUUUUUGGGUGAGGAGGCGAAGACGUUUGAUCAACUGCCUCCAGAAGAGAGCAAACGUCGUUUAGGCAUAAUUGUUACAAAAAUUGAUAACAACAGCGAUGGAUUUAUAUCGCGAGAGGAGCUUAAAGACUGGAUCAGAUACACUCAGAAAAGAUACAUUUCGGACGAUGUGAAUCGUCAGUGGAAACAGCAUAAUCUGGAGGACACUACCACUUUGUCUUGGAACACAUACCAAAAACUGGUUUAUGGAUUUUUGGAUGAAAAUGCUCUCCAUAAUCCAGUUAGUGAUGAAGAAAAAACGUACGUGGGAAUGAUGAAGCGCGAUAGAAGAAGAUGGUCGGUUGCUGAUCCUGAUGGAGACGACGAAUUGACCAAAGAAGAAUUUUCAUUCUUUUUACACCCCGAGGAGCAUGAUCAUAUGCGGGACAUUGUGGUGCAGGAAACCAUGGAAGAUAUUGAUAAGGACGGCGAUGGAAAGAUUUCCAUCGAUGAAUACAUCGGCGACAUGUACAGGCCGCAAGAAGGCGACGAAGAACCCGACUGGGUGAAGAACGAAAAGUUCCAAUUCACCUCGUAUCGCGACAAAAACGGUAAUGGGGUGCUGGAUGAAAAUGAAGUGAAGAAUUGGAUUUUACCCGAUGAUUUUGAUCAUGCUGACGCUGAAGCAAGGCAUCUCAUUUAUGAAGCAGACCAAGAUGCUGAUGAACAGCUAACCAAAGACGAGGUCCUGAAUAGGUACGAUCUAUUCGUUGGAUCGCAAGCGACUGAUUUUGGAGAAGCCUUAGCAAGGCAUGAUGAGUUUUAAGCCAAACGCGGCACGUUCUUUUCUAACGAUUUUAGUGCAAUGUUAGGUGCAAAAUGUUCGGCGCGGAGACUUCUGGUCUAAACGAUAAGGUUUGAAUUUUUGUCAAUGAGACGGCAUUUAGUUUCAUACGGCAGGCAUUAGUGUUUCUGCUAAAAUCUCGAAUCUUAAUGAGAAUCUCUUAUAACGAAUAAAAAUACUAAUAUGAUUUCCGCAACGCUUUAGUACUGUAUGUAAAGUUAGAGGGUUUUAGUUAUUGGGCGAAAGUAACAAUUUUAAUUGUUUUUAUUACGAUUCUCUGCUUAAUGUGCCAAUAUGUAUAGGGACUAAUCUAAUGAGGUUGGUCAAGGAGGAUUUUAAUUAAAAAAAAAUUUCCUACUAAUUGGACUCUAAUUGGGAAAUUGAACCUAUCAGCAUGAAGACCACAGCAACUUUAAAUAAAACAUUUAUUUAUAAUAAA